Molecule: messenger RNA, 6201 nt
Organism: Cololabis saira (Pacific saury)
Lineage: Eukaryota; Metazoa; Chordata; Actinopteri; Beloniformes; Belonidae
Gene: nrp1a
Product: neuropilin 1a
Exons: 18
Coding region: 835-3603 (922 amino acids)
Biological process (GO): vascular endothelial growth factor signaling pathway; axon guidance; angiogenesis
Cellular component (GO): membrane
Molecular function (GO): semaphorin receptor activity; vascular endothelial growth factor receptor activity
Source: RefSeq, a predicted model, not a curated record
GCAUCAGUGGACCAGCCGGGGACAGCCAGUGGCGCACGGAGGAGACGGAACUUAUUCCAUUUGUAUAAGGAAUCUAUGAUAAGCAGUCUCUCUUCUUUCCUCCUUCCUUUCAGAUGUGGCGGCUCUGAAUGAGAGUCAGGCGCAGAGAGAGAGAGACAGAGAAGGACUGAGAGAAAGAGAGAGGGAGCCGGGGAGAUCAGCGGGGACGGGACUUGUCUGUGCGCGGAGCGGAGAGCUCUUCUCCGGGCGUCGGCUGCGCUCGAUCCGGCGGUGCUGCGCUCUGGUUCUUCGGUUAUACGUGCCAAAAAGGGCACGUUUUUUGGAAAAGGGGGACAUUAAAAGUUGCCUCGCUUUUUGAGGAGCUCUUUUGAAGAUCUGCUGUCGUUUCAAGACCAAAUCGCGGUGGUUACACAGAGAUCCACGCAUGUUGGAGGUGAAGAGAGGACCGCUGGAUGCCCGCGGAUUUGCGAGUCCUCAACACGCAGCCAAGGACUACAUCCCAGGCGGACAUCAUCUGAAGGAGUAAGGACGCACAAGUGGCUCGUUUCCGCGCGUCUCUUGCGCUUUUUGGAGAGGAUAUGGUUGGGUCGCUGAGAGAGCAGCCGGUACCGGCCAGAGGAGGCUGAAGGACAGGAUGCCAACCUGAGCCCGAUAACAAACCUUUUACAACUUUGCCAAAAGAGACACAUUUGCUUUAUUUUCCAAGAAUUGAAAAAGGAAGGCUAAGAAAACUUAAAAGCCUUUGGAAGGAAUUUCCUUUUUGGAGUUUCCCUCUUUAUUUUUUAUUUCCCUUUUUUGUAUGCGUGAUUCUAUUUUUUGGGUGAUAAAACAAGGAUGCAUUGUGGAUUAGCUAUUCUCCUGCUCAUGGGAAUCCUCCUGGUGGUCAAGGCUUCGAAAAGCGAUAAAUGUGGAGGCAACGUCCGAAUCUCGUCCGCCAGCUACCUCACGUCCCCCGGGUACCCCAUGUCCUACUCCUCCUCUCAGAGAUGCGCAUGGGUCAUCUCUGCACCCGGUCCGCACCAGAAGAUCCUCAUCAACUUUAACCCGCACUUCGACCUGGAGGACCGGGAAUGCAAGUAUGACUACGUGGAAGUGCGAGACGGCGUGGACGAGAGCGGCCAGCUGGUGGGGAAAUACUGCGGGAAGAUCGCUCCGUCUCCGGUCGUCUCCUCCGGGAACCAGCUCUUCAUCAAGUUCGUUUCUGACUACGAGACCCACGGCGCAGGCUUCUCCAUCCGAUACGAGAUAUUUAAGACAGGUCCCGAAUGCUCCAAAAACUUCACCUCCGGCAGCGGGGUUAUAAAGUCCCCGGGGUUCCCGGAGAAGUACCCCAACAAUCUGGACUGCACUUUCAUGAUCUUCGCUCCAAAGAUGUCCGAAAUCGUGUUGGAGUUCGAGAACUUUGAGCUGGAGCCCGACGCCACGCCCCCUGCUGGCGUGUUCUGUCGCUACGAUCGGCUGGAGAUCUGGGACGGCUUCCCCGGAGUCGGGCCUUACGUCGGGCGGUACUGCGGACAGAACACCCCGGGCAGGAUCAUCUCCUACACGGGCAUCCUGGCCCUGACAAUCAACACAGACAGCGCCAUCGCUAAGGAAGGCUUCUCUGCCAACUUCACCGUCAUCGAAAGGACCGUUCCAGAAGACUUCGACUGCAGCGACCCUUUGGGAAUGGAAUCGGGGGAGAUAACAUCAGACCAAAUCAUGGCUUCAUCCCAGUACAACCCCAGCUGGUCCCCGGAGCGCUCCAGACUCAAUUACUACGAAAAUGCGUGGACGCCGGCGGAGGACUCGAACAAGGAGUGGAUUCAGGUGGACCUUGGGUUUUUGAGGUUCGUGUCAGCCAUUGGAACCCAGGGCGCCGUUUCCCAGGAGACCCAGAAGAUCUACUACGUCAAGGCCUACAAAGUGGACGUCAGCUCUAAUGGGGAGGACUGGAUCACUCUGAAAGAAGGCAACAAGCAGAAGGUUUUCCAAGGCAACACUAACCCAACAGACGUUGCCAAGACGAUGCUGCCCAAACCCACGCUGACGCGCUUCAUCCGGGUCCGUCCCGUUUCCUGGGAGGCGGGGAUCGCUCUGCGCUUCGAGGUGUACGGCUGUAAGAUAUCAGAGUACCCGUGCUCAGGCAUGCUGGGUAUGGUCUCAGGCCUGAUCACGGACAACCAGAUCACGGCAUCCUCCCACACGGACCGGAACUGGGUCCCGGAGAACGCCCGGCUGCUGACCAGCCGGACGGGCUGGACGCUGCUGCCGCAGCCCUUCGUGGACGAGUGGCUGCAGGUGGAUCUGGGGGAGGAGAAGCUGGUGAAGGGCUUGAUCAUCCAGGGCGGGAACUACCGCGAGAACAAGGUGUUCAUGAAGAAGUUCCGCCUGGGCUACAGCAACAACGGCUCCGACUGGAGGACGGUGCUGGACGCCAGCGAGACCAAGCCAAAGAUAUUCGAAGGUAACAGCAAUUACGACACUCCUGAGCUGAGGGUAGUGGAGCCCCUGCUGACCCGUUUCAUCAGGAUUUACCCAGAGAGGGCCACCCUCGCCGGCUUGGGCCUGCGACUCGAAAUCCUGGGCUGUGAGAUUGAAGCUCCGACGUUCCCCCCGACCACGCUGGCCCCGAGCACAACCCCGUCAGACGAGUGCGACGACGACCAGGCGAGCUGCCACAGCGGCACAGGUGAUGACUACGAUGUGACAGGCGGUACCAUGAUGCCAGAUACGACUACGGCCGAAGGGAAUACCAUCCCAGCUUUCCAGUGGUUUGCCUGUGACUUCGGUUGGGCCAAUAAUCCCUCGUUCUGCAGCUGGACAUCAGAGGACACAGGCUCCCGGUGGCAGAUCCAGUCCAGCGGGACCCCCACCCUCAACACUGGACCCAACAUGGACCACACAGGUGGAUCGGGGAACUUCAUCUACACCUUAGCAACUGGUCUCCAGGAGAACGAGGUGGCUCGGCUGGUGAGUCCUGUGGUCAACUCCCCAGAGACGGAGCUCUGCGUGUCCUUUUGGUACCACAUGUUUGGGUCGCACAUCGGCACGCUGCACAUCAAACAGCGCAAACAGACCCUGGACGGACCCGCCGACAUCCUGCUGUGGACAGUUAGUGGCCACCAGGGCAACCGGUGGAGGGAAGGCCGCGUCUUAGUGCCGCGCACCAACAUACCUUAUCAGGUGGUGAUUGAAGGUCUUGUGGAGAGAAAGAGCUGGGGAGACAUCGCUGUGGACGACAUUAAGGUUCUCCAAGGGGUCAACAUGCAAGACUGCAAAGAUCCCGAUGUGCCCACUGAACCGAUGCUACCUGAGGAUGGCUUCAAUGAAAUCAUCAAUGAAAACACAGAAUAUCCAGACUUUGUGGAGACCAACCAGAUCAGCGGAGCGGGAAACAUGCUGAAGACGCUGGACCCCAUCCUCAUCACCAUCAUCGCCAUGUCCGCCCUGGGGGUCUUCCUGGGGGCCAUCUGCGGCGUGGUCUUGUACUGCGCCUGCUCGCACGGAGCCAUGUCCGAGAGGAACUUAUCCGCCCUGGAGAACUAUAACUUUGAACUAGUGGACGGCGUCAAGCUAAAGAAAGACAAACUCAAUGUACAAAGCUCUUACUCCGAGGCAUGAGACGGGACCGAUGGGAUUCAUGUGACUGAAAGACGGGCAGGGGCUCGAACAGGACUGGCCUCUCGGCGUAUCCUAUUGUAUAUCUGCGAGUAGGCAGGCUCAACGGGACUGCCAACACCCUCAACUCACUGGAUGAGGGACAGGUUCAGGAACCAGUGGGAGGUUUGGACUGAUCCACGCUUUUCUCAGGAGCUGCAGUUAAAAGAACCCACCAGUAGGGGACACUGUGUACAAAAAGAAAAAAAAAUACAGGAAAAAAUUAUGUAAAGAUGAUUUAGAUUAUAUUUUAAUUUUGUAUUUUGAUUUUCAUUGAUUUUUUAAAAUCGAAUGCUGGUGUUGAGACCAAUUUAUGAAUAAUGUUAAAAGUAUUUAUCAUUUUUCUGGGAAAGAAAUGUGUUUUUAGCAUCAGUUCAUGAAGGCCGAUGUUUCUCAAGUUUUGAAAGAGACGUAUCAAAACCAUUAAUGAACCAUAUCCGGCAAAACUGUAGAUUUGCCCCAUGAUGUGGCAUAAAGAGUGUGCCCUUAACCCGUGACCCUGAAACAUGUGCCCCCCCCCCCGACCCCAUUCACUCUAAAGUGAGGGUCCCAUUCAUGGUAAUGUAUGGUUCUGACAGUGCCUUUAGUACCUUUUUUGGUUGGCCUCAUUGUUGAUUCUGGGUGUUUUUUUUUUUUGUUUGUUCGUUUUUUUAGUUAUGAUGACAGGAAACAGGGCACAUGAGCUUCUAAAAGAAAAAAAAAACCCUGCAAAACAGGAUUUUACUUCAUCACAGUGCUUUUUUGUUUUGUUUUCUGUCCAAAAAAAACCACACACUGUAAAUAAGUUUUAAUAUAUUUUAUUGCCCUUUUUAAAGAAAGUAAAAAGAAACAAAACAAACAAAAAAAAAGCUGCAGUAUCCUUUUUUUUCAUGGGUUCGUGUGUGUGUGUAAAUACAAUCUUCGGACUGUUUUGUGGAAGUGUUGAGUUUUAGUUGCUCAGGCAAGCAAGACAUAGCGCAACAGCAGACGUUGCAGUGUUUUUCAAUGUGCAUUCAAGCCAUCUGUCACUCAAACACCCACUUUAGGGGGAAAAAAACACACCAAAGGAUGGAGGAAUCAAAAGGUACCAUGCACACACAAAAAAACCUAAAGAAAUGGACUCCACACGAGCAAUCACUGAUAACACCUUUUUUUUAAGUUUGACUGAAUGAUCUGAUAAGCUAAGAUAUGUCCAAGGGAAAUCAAUAAAUACAAAAAAUACUAAAAAAAACUCAAAUCAUUACCGAUUUGCUUUAGUCGGGAAGUAGCUCAUCAUUUCCAACAUCACUGUGGAUCAUUCACUGAAGGACUAUCUGGACAAUGCAGCUUGAAUGCACUUUGCUUUCUGACUCCCUCGUAGAUCUGUUAAAAGAGGGGUGAACCCACUAAAUGAAGAAAAUGGUGCUAUCAGUCCCUUAGCAAGACGCGUGUCUCGCCAUAGACCUGGUUUGUAUUGUCCACAUGCUCUAGUGUAGCUAAAAGGCCCCUUUUUUUCGGCCUCAAAGAGUUUUACGUGUUUCACAUGUAGCAGCCAUAAUGUUGUGAUGUCAGAGCCGAUGUCAUUAGGAUGGGACGCUGGAGCGGUGGGGGAUGGAGCGGCAUCGCCUGAAUCAGGUCUCCUGGCCUCACCCUGUGGAUCUACCAAAGGACGGUUGCCCCCUGCCUGGUCUGCUGAGGGGUUUCUCACCAUCACACGAUAAUACUACAGGAACACAGCUCAUCAGCAGUCACCGCUCACUACAGAACUGUCACAGACCCCUAAGGAGGCCACAAGGGAGGAUACUAGGACUCCUUGUGCAGCGGUCUGUUUUUCUAUACUUUUUCUUAAGCCUAAAAAGUGCAAACACUACCAUGAGGGGAUCUCCACGAGUCUGUGGAGACUCUGCUUUGCAGAUGGAUGGAUGAAGCUUCGCUGGAAGGGGAAGUGGCUCUGCGUGAGCGCCGGGCGAGGAGGACAGUGUAAGAACACGAGGAACCCCCUCGGUCCCGGGACUCCUGUGGGUUUUCCACAACCACGAUCAAACAAUCACAGACUUGAUCUUGAGGAGGGUGGCAUCUUUUAUAUCCGUGUGCUUUGUAUGUUGUGCCGUGGUGAACGCAUUCUCAGACUUAUUCAUUUCAGAUUCAGACGGCCGUGGCUGCAGCAGCCAGAGAAACGGGAUACUGUAGCGAGGACUUAAAAAACAAUGUUGCACUGAGAAUUAUAUUAAAGAGGUUUAUGUGUUUGUUGUGUUCAUUUGCGGAAAAAAAAAGUCAAAACACAAAAAACACAUGCUCAUUUUCUUUCAACUUUUAUAUAUAUAUAUAGUUUCAGAUUAUUACAUAUAAUUCUGAAAUGUAAAAAUAUUGAGAUGUUUUCAUUAUUGAAAAGACAAUAGAUUCUCAACAGUAAUGUCCUCCUCGUUUCAUUUACAUGCCAUAUUAACGCUUCGUUUUGUACCGUCAUUCAAAUUUUGUGCUUUUUUUUCUUCUUUUUUUUUGUUUUUUACAAAACCGAGAAAAUGAAGCUUUUAUUUUCAAUACUGCUUCUGUAAUUUGCUGUUGUAGGAAAAAAGGAACAAUAAACAGCAAAGGCCUUAAAUA